This is a messenger RNA of Haliotis rufescens (red abalone), 4150 nucleotides long. RefSeq lists its product as uncharacterized. The record is from RefSeq and is a predicted model, not a curated record. The transcript is spliced from 3 exons. Gene Ontology annotation, cellular component: nucleoplasm; chromatin. Lineage: Eukaryota; Metazoa; Mollusca; Gastropoda; Lepetellida; Haliotidae. Gene Ontology annotation, molecular function: zinc ion binding; ubiquitin-protein transferase activity. The coding region runs from base 104 to 2059 and encodes 651 amino acids. Gene Ontology annotation, biological process: positive regulation of DNA-templated transcription.
CGAUCGCUCCAGCUACACACGCCUUGACGACCCUGUCCUAGCCGAGCCUGUCCUGUCCAUGUAAAUGUGUAUUGGGAGAUGGACUGAAACUUAGUAAACUUAUAUGGCAGCCGCCAGAAAGCUGGACAGUGUGCAUGAGAACUUCUUGACCUGUUCCAUAUGUACGGAGGGAUACAAAGACCCCUGUACUCUGACCUGUGGACACACCUUCUGUAAGGGCUGCCUGGGGGAAUUCCUGAAAACCAGACAAGACGCCAUCAGAGCCAAGUCCAUCCCGUGUCCCUACUGUCGUCAGAUGACCCGAGUUCCCAGGCCUGACAGACCAGUGGAGGAGUGGGUGAAACAGAUCAAGCCCAGUUUUCUCAUACAGGGACUUCUGGACACUCUAGCCUGUGGGGGAGGUACUGAUCAUGGUAAUGCCAACAGUUGCUUCUCCUGCGAGAAACUUGGGGAUAAAAGUGAGGCCAGGUCCCACUGCCAGGACUGUUCUGUCCCGCUCUGUGACAGAUGUGUCAAGAUGCACUUGGCCAAUCCUGCGACAUCAGAACAUGACAUAGGUGACAUUGGAGAUGGCGCAAAGGGCAGCAGACGGCGAAGACAAAGGUGCACGGAGCACAAUGAAGUUGUGGACUUCUGCUGUAGAGAUUGCAAUAAAGCAAUAUGCCAAAAAUGUUGUAUCAUAUAUCACAGAACAUGCAUCUCCGUGGUCACUAUUCAGUCCCUCAUGUCUGAGAUGAAACGUGCUCUGACACAAAAUGAGGGCUUGUUCAGACGUCAGUUUGAAGACACAAACAAAUCACUUCUACAAAACAUGUCUCAGAUUGAUGCGAUUGACCACAACAAAGCCUCAGUUGAGUCAGAGAUCAGACAUGCCUCACAACGGGCCAUAGACGUGAUCAAACAGAAGGAAAAACAACUGCUGGCCGAACUGAAUGACAUGGCAGAUAAGCAGUCUGGAAAACUGAGAGGACGGAUGAAGUCCAAAGAAAUAGACAUGCAGAUGUAUCAACAAUACAUAGAAUACAUUUCCCAGGUGUUGAAGUCAAUGAGUGAGACUGACAUGUUUGAUAUUUACCAGAAUUGUCAGUCAGGGGCAAUGGCUGCUGCAGCAGACAGGGCUGUCAAAUUUACAGAUAUUCCCGAGUCAGAAGUUGUAUUCAUUAGCGAAAUAGAUGUUUGGAACAUUAACAAGCAUGUCGGAUUAGGUAGACUGGAGUUGGGGAGAUUCGACAUCAUGGGUACCCCUCUGUUAAGUCACACAGUCAAUCCUAGGUUAGAGGAUGACAAAGCGAAGCCCGACCCUCAUGAUGCCAUGGUCCUCGAUGUGGAUGGUGAAGAGAUACUGGUCAUAGCAGACUACAAUAAUAAAUGCCUGAAAUCCUUUUUCACAAAAGAUAGCCAAUCACAACAAAGAAAAUUAAAACUUGCAAGUUUCCCACACUCUUUGUCAAGACUAGGAGAAAACCUGCUGGCUUUAGCAUUCUGGUCAAGCAAUGAAAUUCUAGUUGUACAGGUGACCCCUGACCCUGUACUGAAGUCACAUGUUACUACAAAGAAGAAGUACAGAUGCCUUGCAGCCUUGAGUAAAUCAAUAUUAGCAGCAGGUUGUGUAUAUCCCGCCUGUGUCGACAUCCUGAAUAUAUCUGGGGUACUGCUGAGGUCAAUCAGUACACUCAACGCAGUAGAGAACCUGCUAUGUGACCCGAGGUUCCUCUGUGCUACACCUCGUGGCCACAUCCUGGUGUCAAAUGAUUGCUCAAACUUUCUCUACUGUAUGACACCAGAGGGGGAGGCUGUGUUCACCUACAGACCCACAGGAGAAGCUGCAAUGAGAGGGCCACGAGGUAUCACAACUACCAGAACAGGACACAUUCUGGUGGCGGACAAAUGGACAAACAAGGUAACACUACUGACAGCAGCAGGGGAGUUUGUCCGAGACCUUCUGACAUCGAAGGAUGGAAUCGAGCAGCCGUAUGGUUUGUCUGUCCAUGGAGAUAAACUGUUUGUGACACAGCGCAAUACAACUGUUAAGGUAUUUCAUUGCUCGAGGUCUGUGUAAUCACUAUUAUGUCAAGAAUAUUCCAUCUACCAUUUGUCAAGCAGUGAGUCAGUUUUAUUUUAGUGCAUCAUAGUUGUUGAUUUUUUUAGUGUGGCUUUGUACUGAAAAUCAUGCAACUAUAUUUUUGACAUUCUGAUAAAAACAACCCAAUUGGGAUUGACAGGAUGAUCGGAUGCAGUUGCAAUUCUUUGAAAUACAAGAAACAUCAUUUUAAGCUUACUUUGCUGAUUAGAAGUUGCUCUGCUUUUGUCUUACUUUGUUGUCACUUAAUACAGCUGAAAAGCACUUGUAUGAACUUUUGCAAUUAUUCCCCUGAAGGUUUGUUUUCUUUUGUCUGCUCUCAAUGUUUUGUCCACUGUUCUAGGAAACAAAACGUUAAACUUUAAGUCUUUACUGUCUACAUGUACCUGUACUGUAGGUUUGUUUUCUUUUGUCUGCUCUCAAUGUUAUGUCCACUGUUUUAGGAAACAAAACAUUAAACAGUAUGACAUUAUUGUCUACAUGUUACUGUACUGUAGGUUUGUUUUCUUUUGUUUGCUCUCAAUGUUAUGUCCACUGUUUUAGGAAACAUAACGUUAAACAUUAUGUCUUUAUUGUCUACAUGUACCUGUACUGUAGGUUUGUUUUCUUUUGUCUGCUCUCAAUGUUUUGUCCACUGUUUUAGGAAACAUAACAUUAAACAGUAUGUCUUUAUUGUCUACAUGUUACUGUACUGAAGGCUGUUUUCUGUAAAUGGCUUCACUUUUCAAAAAAGGUCAAACAUGUGAUUGGUCCUUUGUUAUAUAUCGAUUACUCUUACAUAUAUACUCAAUUCCAAAUGAAAGCACAUCCUAAAGUAUGGACGUCGCCAUCUGAGAUUCGCCAUGGACAAUGACACAGGACCCACUUGCACAAAGCGAUCUUAGCGCUACGACUAUUGUAAGCCUAUGUUAAAGUAUGAGAGUUACGAUCAUCUUAGCGCUAAGAUUGCUUUGUGCAAGUGGGUCCAGGUCUGUGGUGGGUUCUAAAUGUCUGUCUAGCAGCAGUUGACACUGGUAGGUGUUGUUGGCGCAAGUGAGAACGUAUCGAGUAGUACAGAUGAUGGGGGUUCUGCAUCUGGCUCCAGUGGAAAUAGUCCAGAACCAUCAUUGUCUAUACUACUGAUCGUGACCAUGUCUUUACGUUAAAAGGUUCCAUGUUUACGCCCGCUCUUUUGGCGACACUGCACCCUGUUCUUCAGUGCAUUAUCUGCCGUAGAACAGUAGAUUGUUGUGUGAACGUGUAAAUCUCUUGCCUUUCUUGCCGUGUUUUCCAGCUUCAAUCAUGAUCAACACUAAAUGACGAUUGUUUGUGCCUAAUCUGGACUUUGGCUUUUCGGUGUCACUCAAAGAAUAAUUGUUUAACAGUUGUUGCAACGUUUCACUUUCGUGGGUUCCUUCAAUCAACAAACCAUGUUUCAUGUUAAAAACGUGCAUGUUGCUCUUAUAUUAUUUUGUCUCAUAGAUAUGUACAGUCUUUGUUCAGUGUUCGAUUCUUAAUACAAUGCAUGAAACUUUUUGUGUGAAAGAUUGGCAUGCUUUUACUCGUUGUUUCCAACAGUAUCUCGGUAUUUCAAGUGAUUUGUAUCUCCUUGAUUCAAUAUUUUUCUCGUUAUAUCCAUUAUUUUCUCGACAUUUGGAUUAUUUUCUCUUUGCAUGAAUAUUUUUCUCGUUACUUCAAUUAUUUUCUCGUAAUCUCGAUUAUUUUCUCGUUAUUAUUAUUAUCCGUAAUAAAUUGUUCAAGUCCGUAUUUUCUUGUUAUUUAAUUUCAAGUUUAUUUCAAACAUUUCAAUUUAUUUCACAUUAUAUCAAUUAUUGUACUCGAAAUUACGAGUUUUUGCUCGUAAUUUCGAUUAUUUGCUCGUUAUUUCAAUAGCUUUCUCAAAAUUUCAAGCUUUUGAAAUAAACUUGAAAUACCAAGAAAAUAAGGAAUGGAACAAAUUAUUACGGAUCAACAUGGAUAACGAGUAAGUCCGUAUAUUGAUCAUAUACUUGGAUCAUAUGUUGGAAAUUUUGUAGAUAUAUAUUCAUGAUAUGUUUAAAUAUGUCAAAUAAAUUCUCUUUUUAUGAUCUU